Synchytrium microbalum is the source of this 933-nucleotide messenger RNA. RefSeq lists its product as uncharacterized. Gene Ontology annotation, molecular function: cardiolipin synthase activity. The coding region runs from base 1 to 933 and encodes 310 amino acids. NCBI's taxonomy places the organism in Eukaryota, Fungi, Chytridiomycota, Chytridiomycetes, Synchytriales, Synchytriaceae. The record is from RefSeq and is a predicted model, not a curated record. Gene Ontology annotation, cellular component: membrane; mitochondrion. Gene Ontology annotation, biological process: cardiolipin biosynthetic process. The transcript has 5 exons.
AUGCUGCAUCAGUGUUCUCUAUCUCCAACACGAAGUGUACUUGCUCGAGUCAAUCCCGUAAACCUCAUUGGCCAAAACCAACCAUUGCGGGUGCUAGACAGCAUUUCACGAUCAAAGUCGCAUACAGUCACCUCUAAAUCAAGGAUAUCUCAGUCAUGGUUUCUUUCUCAUGCUUCCAAUAUUCGGCAUCCUAUGCAUUUAUCUUGUACAAGAACCUUAAGCUCCCAACCGACAAAACCACUAACACCAUCCAAAGCUCGUGAAGCUGCGAGGAAACUCAUUCGACAGGCAACCAAAAUACCUGCUAUUUUAACAAGCCUACGUAUAGUCCGAGAAGAUAUCUACACCAUCCCAAACUUGCUGACACUGGGCCGUCUGGUUCUCUCACCAUACAUUGGAUACCUCAUCGUCACCGAAUCAUACAGCUCAGCACUCGCAUUUCUGGCCCUAGCAUCAGUGUCAGAUUGGGUUGAUGGCUGGUAUGCACGUACCUUCAACGCCAAGACUGUGUUGGGAUCAGCUCUAGAUCCAGCGGCAGACAAGGUCCUCAUGACGAUCUUGACUGUGUCGUUGUCUACUGCUGGAUUACUGCCAGGUCCUCUGGCAGUACUAAUAGUCGGACGAGACGUUGGACUAGUGAUUGGAACAGCAUACUACAGAUAUGCUACACUACCACCACCAAAGACAGCGGCCCGAUAUUUUGAUGUAGCGUUACCGUCAGCUGAAGUUAGGCCUCCUUUUAUUAGCAAGCUAAACACAUUCCUGCAGCUGGUGCUCAUGGGUACAUCUCUAAUGUCACCGCUCUAUGGAUUUGAACAGCAUGUGCUAAUGGAGGGAUUGCGCUGGACAGUUGCCUUGACCACGACAUGGUCGACAUUUGUAUAUAUGUUUGAUCGUAGUACCAUAGUUAAAAUAAUGAAUAAAUCAAAGUAA